Molecule: messenger RNA, 2055 nt
Organism: Cydia strobilella
Lineage: Eukaryota; Metazoa; Arthropoda; Insecta; Lepidoptera; Tortricidae
Exons: 6
Coding region: 114-992 (292 amino acids)
Cellular component (GO): nucleus
Source: RefSeq, a predicted model, not a curated record
AAAAUAUAUUUUACGUGGUAACAAUUUUUCUACAACGUCAAUGUCAAACACAUGCCACUGGUUUGACAUGUAAACAGUGCAUAUAGGUUAUAUUUUUAUGAAAUUACACAAAAAUGGGCCGUAAAAUUCCAGCAAAAAAACAUCGUGGCGUGAAGGAUCCUUUGAAACAGCAAGAACAACGAUUUCAGAGCAUAAAAGACAAAAUAAAUGCUCCACCGACUGAUCCGGAUGAGCAACCCAUACCAAAGUCGCUGCAGCGUCUUUUUGCUUUCAAAGAGCGGACACCCUCAUCUAUUGUGAAGAAAAAGAAGUCACGUUCGAUAGCAGCUCAUGCCAAGCGCGAUGAUAACCCCGUGACAGCACUUAAGCGAAUGCCUGGUGAGGCGGGCCGCGCCUUCUCCAUGCGCAUCAAUAGUGCCGUGCGGGCGCUGCAUAACACCGACCAGGAGGACUACCCUUUAGACCUCGAAGAAACGGACACCAGAGGCGAAUACAUAGCAUCGCAGCGCGAACGACGACAGAAAAAGCAUCGUCAGGCCAUCGCCAAGGAAAAGGGGUUAGGGGGGCAAAAGGGGGCAAAGGCAGAGGAGCGUUUGAGCAAGUCACGGCGGCGCGCGCUUAAGAGGAAGGAGCAGCAGAAAGCUAAGGAAGCUGAGACGAAAACAGCGCUUGAGCUAGCGGCACGUGAAGUCACUUACGAGCGAGUCGCGUUCGGAGACGUGGCGCAUGCGCCGCCCGCGCUGCCCGCGCCGCGCCGCGCCCAACAACACCAGGGAGCACCCAGGCCUGGCCGCCGUGACCUCCUCCUAGCAGGCAUGCUCAAACCGAGCGCUCAACAAACUCAACAGAAACCUCAACCGUCAAAGAAAACGCAAGCGAAAGCUCAGAUAAACGCAGCGGAGCAAAUGCGACGCGAACGAGCGCGUUUGGAGGCAGUGGACGCGUAUAGAGCGCUUAAGAAACAAAAGGCGGCUGAAAAGGCCAAUCACUGACGUAACGACGACCUUAUGUCUUUGUAAUAAAGUUUAUGAAUUGUCAGUUAACAGCAAACUCCUUUAUCAAUGCUGCAGUUAAUUGAAAAUAAGGGCUGUCAAAAAUGCGUACCUUAAAUUCGCCUAGUAUAUAACUUCGCCGUAAGGUCAUCGCACACUUACAACUCAACAGCCACUCGACUCCAACUCGACUCAAAAUUAAUUAUUGUAAUUAAAGCCUUACGUCGUACUCCCUAGUACCAAAGAAAGAUAUCUCCGUAAUAGAUGGAUACAAUCUAAGGAAAAAACGUGCCUCGAAAAUCAAGAAAAUUUUAUUCUCGAUCAAAUGGCGCCACUACCUUUGGCCUACUCUCGGAUAGAUGGCGUUGACGGUUUCUUUUGUUAUUUAACCAUUUUAACGCAUAUAAGUGAAAGAACAUGGGUCAAAAUCAUAUAAAAAUUAUUAAUGCAAAUAAAAAAAUCAUUUAUCCAUAUAUAAAUACAUUUUAUCGUAUUUUUAUAAAUCUUCAUUUUUAGUUUUAAAGUGUGUCGAUAGAUGGCAGUUAAUUUUCUGUGGUUACAAAAUUUACUAUGACAGUACCGCUCUAUCUUAUUAUAUCCUCUUUGCUAGUACACUUUUCAAAAUUCUGUACCGAAAGUGAGUUGAGUUAGUGUUGAAAUAGUGUGCGAAGACCUUUAACUAGCAUUAAAUCAUAAAUCCACUAUACCUUUCAUAAUAAAAAAAAAUAUAAGGCGAAGUUGGGGGCGGGUAGCGAAGAUAGAUAUUUUAAAAUAGCAAUUUUUUCUCAACCUUUUUUACGCAGCUCUUGAGCGAAGUUGGGCACCAACGGUGAAGUUAGGGUUCCCCACGGUAGAUAUUUUUGCGAACCCUGAUUUUCAAUGACUUGCAACAUCGAAAACGGGGUUUGAUGAAAGCGCAAUCAUCAUAUCCGUACUCGGCGGUAGCAUGGUCGCGUUUUUUUAAUUUAUAUCACUGGAGUGUAUUGUUACUGCCAGUUCGCGGUAUCAGUGUGUAAUAGCAGUGUGCUGUAUAAUAUUUUAGGGAAAACUCGAAAAUAAAUGU